CAUCUUGGGAAGGGACCCUCGGUACGUGGCCGCCGCCAUCUUGGGAAGGGACCCGGCGGGAGGCGGCCGCACCGUCCUGGGGAGGGCGACCGGCCCGGUUUGCCGUCAGUGGUGCCGGUCACGGUUUUACGGCAGCGGCGGGACCGGGACUGGGACUGGGAGCGGGGCAAAGCCCUGUCAGUGCGACCGGUGAAACGCAGCUUCGCGCCAUCCCUUCCGGGUGAGCGGCAGUGACUUCCGCCCUCUGAGAGCGCCGCUUCUUUCGCCGCGGCGGCCGCCGGAGCAGACGCGCAGAAAUGGCACCUCGUAAGGGCAAGGAGAAGAAGGAAGAGCAGGUCAUCAGCUUGGGACCUCAGGUUGCUGAAGGAGAAAACGUGUUCGGCGUCUGCCACAUCUUUGCUUCCUUCAAUGACACUUUUGUGCACGUGACGGACCUCUCUGGCAAGGAAACCAUCUGCCGGGUGACCGGUGGCAUGAAGGUGAAGGCAGACAGAGACGAGUCUUCUCCCUACGCGGCUAUGCUGGCAGCGCAGGAUGUUGCCCAGCGGUGCAAGGAGCUGGGCAUCACUGCCCUGCACAUCAAGCUGCGUGCUACCGGUGGGAAUAGGACCAAGACUCCCGGGCCUGGUGCCCAGUCAGCCCUGAGAGCUCUGGCCCGGUCUGGAAUGAAGAUUGGCCGCAUUGAGGAUGUCACCCCCAUCCCCUCUGACAGCACUCGCAGGAAGGGGGGUCGCCGUGGACGCCGUCUGUGAGCAGUGCUGCACCUUGGGAUAUUAAAGCUCUCUUUUAAACCUCA
This is a messenger RNA of Strigops habroptila (Kakapo), 796 nucleotides long. RefSeq names its product ribosomal protein S14 (gene RPS14). The record is from RefSeq and is a predicted model, not a curated record. The transcript has 5 exons. Gene Ontology annotation, biological process: translation; maturation of SSU-rRNA from tricistronic rRNA transcript (SSU-rRNA, 5.8S rRNA, LSU-rRNA); ribosomal small subunit assembly. Gene Ontology annotation, molecular function: mRNA 5'-UTR binding; small ribosomal subunit rRNA binding; structural constituent of ribosome. Lineage: Eukaryota; Metazoa; Chordata; Aves; Psittaciformes; Psittacidae. Bases 297 to 752 code for a protein of 151 amino acids. Gene Ontology annotation, cellular component: ribosome; cytosolic small ribosomal subunit.